This is a messenger RNA of Penicillium angulare, 846 nucleotides long. RefSeq names its product LUC7 domain-containing protein. Lineage: Eukaryota; Fungi; Ascomycota; Eurotiomycetes; Eurotiales; Aspergillaceae. The transcript has 3 exons. Gene Ontology annotation, molecular function: mRNA binding. Gene Ontology annotation, cellular component: U2-type prespliceosome; U1 snRNP. The coding region runs from base 1 to 846 and encodes 281 amino acids. The record is from RefSeq and is a predicted model, not a curated record. Gene Ontology annotation, biological process: mRNA splice site recognition.
AUGGCGGCGGAACAGAGAAAACUGCUCGAGCAGCUCAUGGGCGCGGACCAGCUCAUUGGUACCGGUGCACAGGGUCGCAAUUCUCAGCUUGCCAUCACUGACCCCAAAGUCUGCCGCUCCUACCUCGUCGGGACCUGUCCACAUGAUCUUUUCACCAAUACUAAGCAAGAUCUUGGAACUUGCCCGAAAGUACACAGCGAGGGUCUGAAGACAGAGUACGAGACAGCUUCGUCUUCCGAAAAAGCAAAAUGGGGGUUCGAUUUCGACUACAUGCGCGACAUGCAAAAAUACAUCGAUGAUUGUGAUCGGAGGAUCGAGACAGCGCAACGUCGACUGGAGAAAACCCCAGACGAGAUUCGUCAGACCAACGCUCUUCUCAAGCAAAUUGCUGAUUUGAACAACACAAUCAAUACUGGUCUGCUCGAAGUCUCCGUUCUCGGCGAAACUGGAUCUGUCGCAAUGGCCAUGACUGAAAUGCACAAAGUCCGCACCGCCAAAGGCCAAAAGGAAACUGCCGAGCGUGAUUUGAAGAACCUUCAGGAUACAUCUGGCCCAUCUGGUCACCAGAAACUGCAAGUCUGCGAUGUCUGUGGCGCUUACCUCAGUCGACUUGACAAUGAUCGACGACUGGCAGAUCAUUUCUUCGGAAAGAUGCAUAUGGGUUAUUCGGAUAUGCGCAAGACUUGGAAGAGGCUUAGCGUGGAGCUGAAGGGCCGGGCACCUCCAGUACGCCAUCACGAGGAAGAAGAUCCUUACAGUGCAGGAGGUCGAUCCGGUGGACGCGGCCCGCGGUAUGGCGGCGGCGGCGGUGGUGGUGGAUACAGGCGACGAGGAGGUCGGUGGUAA